AUGCAGUGCGGUGAUUUUUUCCCACAUGCUUGUCGAUCCCACCCCGUGUUUUCCUCAUGGCAGGUGAGGGAAGAGAGCCGGCCGUCCAUCCAGCAAGUACGCGAGGUGCUGAUGUCAGCAGUGGGCGUGGAGGGCGGGGAGGUGUACGAGAGUGGCAGCGUGGUGGGGUACGGUGAUGGGGAGAGUGACACCACCAUGAGCCAUCUGGACGAAGGGCUUGUGACCAGGCGUGCAGCAGACCACGCUGCACUAGAGUCCGCUGCUGCUGCUGUGCUCGCUGCUGUGGCUGCUGGCGGGGCUGCCAGGCAGACUCUGGAGGUUUAUGAUGGGAGGGUGCAUGGGCAGGAGCAAGCCCGGCAGCAGGAAGGGGAGGGGGGAGCGGGGAGGUCGGUGGCAUCCGCAGCAGAGUUGGUGGCCACAUACGGCACUGGAGGGCCCCCCUGCCCUCCACCACUACUGCGGUACAGCCCCACAGCCAACUGCCCGUACCGCUGCAGCAGACCCAGGAAUAGACUCUUGAAUGAGCCUCCCACGAACUCUGCCUCCAGCACCAGCUCUCUCCUGAGUGGUGCACAGCGGUGCCGAGGGUUGGGGUGGGAGUUGGACGAGGAGGUGCUGGUAAGGAGAGCGUGGAAGGAGCAGGUGCGGCAGUGUUAG
Closterium sp. Naga37s-1 is the source of this 657-nucleotide messenger RNA. The record is from the annotation of a GenBank genome assembly. NCBI's taxonomy places the organism in Eukaryota, Viridiplantae, Streptophyta, Zygnematophyceae, Desmidiales, Closteriaceae.